AUGUCAAAGACUAUUACUAUAGCGCUAUGCCCCGUCUCUUGCCCCAUAUGUAUCCGUCUUGGCUUACUACCUGUCCAUCCUAACUUGUUUAACUUUCCGAAAGAGCGGCCUAAAGCUCAAGGGGUUCAGUUUCCUUCGAUCUUAGGAAAGGCGGGGGUUGAGCUACAUGUCAAGAGCGGGGGAAAGAGAAGAUCCUUCAGUUUUGGCUUGAGCGGGAGCGGAUUCCACCGAUCUUUUGCGGCCGGAACUAUUUUUACUAUUACUUACUUGUUUUCUUAUUCUUCAACUGGACAUCGCAUUUUAGACGCGAGCUAUAUGCUUAACACACCCCAAUCGGGGAUGUCAAACGAGGAAGCAGAGCAGCCAAAGGCUAGUCACUUUAUUAAGGGCAGGGGAGUCGGUAUGCCUCACUUACUACUACUCAGGGGAUUCAGAAGCAGGAGCUACAGCUACAUUAGCUACAAGAUUGGACAGUUAGCUGUAUAUAUUGGAAGGGGGCCAUGUCUCCCGAACAUGAAUGAUCAGUACAUAUGGCGUGAGGCGCUUGCACAUAUCGAGGGCGGAAGGAAGGGAUCGGGUGUUUUCACGCCUCGCAGUAGUGCCCGGCUUUUAAACGUCUAUCUAACUUCUCAGCAAAGGAAGCGGAAUACCUCGGACUUAAUACUUGGAGGAGGGGAUCUAGUUCAAGGGCGUAAAAGUCCCUUUCAAGAGAAUGAUUACGGUUAUGUGAUCUGGUUUGGUUGCAAUGCAUUUCCGAUGUCGAUGUCGAGAGAUCUGCCUAUCGGGUGUACUUUCCCUCAGUGUAUGAAUGGAAGUUUGCGAGGUUGCGAUGCAACACUGAAAGAAAGUCAAAUCAUGCACGCAAUAUGCGAAACACAUGCGAUUCGCAUUGACCAGGCGGUCAAAAACAGAAAGAUGGAGAUGGAAAGAGAAAGUCUGAGGUUAGAGGCGAAAGAUGCUAUGAGAGUUUGGUUUUCUAAGGAGUUGCCCUACCGACGAACUCUUCUGAAGUACUUAUCUUCCCCCUCGGCCUCCAUUAUAAGUCGAUUCUUUUCAUGGGCGUCUUUGCUUUGUGCUAUAAGUCAACACAAUGCGUUGAUAUCGCUCAACAUAAAAGCUGCUUAUCAAAUGGGUGAAGAUGGAAGAGAUUGGAAAUCGAAUAAAAAAAGCGAGACCUCAUCCGAGGAGGUACAGAAAGAAGAAAAGGAGAGAUUGACCAGCAGUAAAAGAGGAUCAAGAGACUGUACUCGCCCUUCAUCCCUCAACCAUUCAACAGAAGCAAUAGCAAAGAAAGCAGCAAGAGUGGAGAGAACAAGCUCAGCUUCGGCAACAGAAAGUCGAGAAAGCAAUUCAGUUUGUGAUACAGUGAAAGUCAAGGAGGAACCGGCCACUUCUUUAUAUACGUCAGUGGCUAAAGUGCUCCUUAGUGAGGGUUAUGUUAAUGUUAAAGACAGGUAUUUUCCUUACUAUAUGUUAGCGCCUAUAAAUCAAGACGCUUCUUCCAGUGCUUACCAAAUAAUGAGUUACUUUUUGCUUAACGAAGAAAUGGCUAUGAGAACCAACCUUCUACCCAGCCCUGAUGGAAGGAUACAAGAUCUGUACGCCUGCAUGCUUGAAGAUAUUAAGCCAUAUCUAAAUGCUAUCAAUUCCGGAUUGGUAUCUGAACCCGGGGACCUAAGCUUUGCUAAAGCCGUGAAAAGGAGUGGACGGUUGUAUUUUGUUGGUCUAAUUGGACUGGUUCGCCUAAUCGAAGAGCCCCUUACCUUACUUCUUCACCUUAAAGCGGUCGACCCCAUAUCCAAUUCGCCGGGACACGCCAAAAAGGAGAAGUCAAUAGAAAGCAAUCUUGCGCGCUCUCUUUCUUUCCCUCUCAUACGUUUUGUAGGACGCCCUUUCUGCCCCGGUAGCGAGGAGUUGACUUCCGGAAUCAGUAGACGGGAUGAGGAGAUCAGAUGCAGAAAGGAGAGUCAAACGGAGCCGAGUACUGAUCAAGAGAGCUACUAUCCACAAGCAGCUGGGAAGAGACCAAAACUGGAACUGCUCAAGAUGCGUUCCAAACAACCUGAGCGGAUCGUGUCGACCAACAACAGCCUCUCGUGUAGAAAAACUAGACUCGUGGGGUUGGUCUCGCUUCAACAAUCUCCCCGGGCUUUCUUCACUUUUUAUAUUGCUUGGGAUUGA
Messenger RNA from Striga asiatica, 2181 nucleotides. Lineage: Eukaryota; Viridiplantae; Streptophyta; Magnoliopsida; Lamiales; Orobanchaceae. The record is from the annotation of a GenBank genome assembly.